AUCCCCGUGAGCGCGUCUGAGGAAGCUGCGAAGAGGUGCAGCAGCGGCAGCAGCCUUAGCGGCGGCAGCAACCCCAGCCUAAGCAGCCUAAGCAGCCUUAGCAUCAGUAGGCAGCAUAGCCCGCGCAGUGUCAACGCUUGGGCAGACUCCAGUCCUGACCCUUCUCCCUCUUGCUCAAGGACUGAGAGCGCUGAGCUGCUUUUAGUCCUAUUGCUGUUGCUGCUACUCUCGUUUCUGGUUUAUUGUUUUGAGCUACUGCGAGGAGGUGUGGGAGGGGGGAAAAAGAAGAGAAAUAGAAAGGGACAACAGAAUCUUCCUUUAGCCAUGUGGAUACCUACAGAGCACGAGAAAUACGGCGUAGUCGUUGCCAGUUUUCGAGGAACAGUCCCAUAUGGCCUAUCAUUGGAAAUUGGAGACACAGUUCAGAUCCUGGAGAAAUGUGAUGGCUGGUAUAGAGGAUUUGCCUUAAAAAACCCAAAUAUCAAGGGUAUAUUUCCUUCCAGCUAUAUUCACUUGAAAAAUGCGUGUGUUAAGAACAAAGGGCAGUUUGAAAUGGUAAUUCCAACAGAAGACUCCGUUAUCACAGAAAUGACAUCAACUUUAAGAGACUGGGGAACCAUGUGGAAGCAACUUUAUGUGAGAAAUGAAGGUGAUCUCUUCCACCGACUUUGGCAUAUAAUGAAUGAGAUCCUAGACCUACGACGUCAAGUAUUAGUUGGCCAUCUCACCCAUGACCGUAUGAAAGAUGUGAAGCGGCACAUCACUGCUCGCCUGGACUGGGGCAAUGAACAACUUGGAUUAGAUUUGGUGCCUCGAAAGGAAUAUGCAAUGGUGGACCCUGAGGAUAUUAGCAUCACAGAACUCUACAGAUUGAUGGAGCAUCGACACAGGAAGAAAGACACCCCUGUACAGGCAAGCAGCCACCACCUCUUUGUACAGAUGAAGAGUUUGAUGUGCUCCAAUUUAGGUGAAGAGCUAGAAGUCAUCUUCUCACUUUUUGAUAGCAAAGAGAAUCGACCAAUCAGUGAGAGGUUUUUUUUGAGACUAAAUAGGAAUGGUCUGCCAAAGUCCCCAGAGAAGCCUGAAAGACAUUGUUCUCUCUUUGUGGAUCUGGGUAGCAGUGAGCUCAGAAAGGACAUCUAUAUCACUGUGCACAUCAUCCGAAUAGGUCGAAUGGGGGCUGGAGAGAAGAAGAAUGCGUGCAGUGUACAAUAUCGGCGGCCCUUUGGCUGUGCAGUCCUCAGUAUUGCUGACCUGCUGACUGGAGAGACCAAGGAUGACCUCAUCUUGAAAGUAUACAUGUGCAACACAGAGAGUGAAUGGUAUCAAAUCCAUGAAAAUAUCAUCAAGAAACUUAAUGCCCGCUAUAAUUUGACAGGCUCCAAUGCAGGAUUAGCUGUUUCUCUUCAACUCCUGCAUGGAGAUAUUGAACAAAUAAGAAGAGAGUACUCAUCAGUAUUUACUCAUGGGGUGUCCAUUACAAGGAAGCUGGGGUUUUCCAAUAUUAUUAUGCCUGGUGAAAUGAGGAAUGAUUUGUAUAUCACCAUAGAAAGGGGAGAAUUUGAGAAAGGAGGGAAGAGUGUGGCCAGGAAUGUGGAAGUGACCAUGUAUAUCAUUGACAGUAAUGGCCAGAACUUAAAGGAUUUUAUCUCCUUUGGCUCUGGCGAGCCACCAGCUAAUGAGUUCCACUCCUUUGUACUUUACCACAACAACAGUCCCAGAUGGUCUGAACUGCUGAAACUCCCCAUUCCUGUGGAUAAAUUCAGAGGCGCCCACAUCCGCUUUGAGUUCCGACAUUGUUCCACAAAAGAGAAAGGUGAGAAAAAGUUAUUUGGCUUCUCUUUUGUUCCUCUGAUGCAAGAAGAUGGUAGGACCCUUCCAGAUGGCACACAUGAGCUCAUCGUACACAAGUGUGAAGAAAAUACAAACCUUCAGGAUUCUAGUCGCUACCUCAGACUUCCUUUUUCCAAGGCCAGUCUCCUUGGGACCAAUAAUCAAGCAAUAAAAGCCACUAAAGAGUCCUUUUGGAUCACCUCUUUCCUCUGUUCCACUAAACUCACACAGAAUGGAGAUAUGCUUGAUCUUCUAAAAUGGAGAACUCAUCCAGACAAGAUAACAGGCUGCCUCUCCAAAAUAAAAGAAAUUGAUGGCUCAGAGAUAGUAAAGUUUCUGCAAGAUACUCUGGAUACCUUAUUUGGAAUUUUAGAUGAAAAUUCUCAAAAAUAUGGGUCAAAGGUGUUUGAUUCUUUGGUCCACAUAAUAAACUUACUGCAAGAUAGCAAAUUUCAUCAUUUCAAACCUGUAAUGGACACUUACAUUGAAAGUCAUUUUGCUGGGGCACUUGCAUACAGAGAUCUUAUAAAAGUUCUUAAGUGGUAUGUGGAUAGAAUAACGGAAGCUGAACGACAGGAACACAUCCAGGAAGUUCUAAAGGCACAGGAAUAUAUUUUUAAGUAUAUAGUUCAGUCUCGAAGGCUGUUUUCUCUUGCCACUGGUGGACAAAAUGAAGAAGAAUUCCGGUGCUGCAUUCAGGAGCUCCUAAUGUCAGUACGGUUCUUCCUUUCCCAAGAAAGCAAAGGGUCUGGAGCUUUAUCUCAAUCACAGGCUGUGUUCCUGAGCUCCUUCCCAGCAGUGUAUUCUGAGCUGUUGAAACUCUUUGAUGUUCGUGAGGUAGCAAACUUAGUGCAUGAUACUCUGGGCAGUCUGCCAACAAUCAUGCAUGUGGAUGACUCCCUUCAAGCUGUGAAGCUUCAGUGUAUUGGAAAAACAGUGGAAAGCCAGCUAUAUACUAACCCCGAUUCUCGAUACAUACUUCUGCCUGUUGUUCUUCAUCACCUCCACAUGCAUUUACAAGAGCAAAAGGAUCUCAUCAUGUGUGCACGCAUUCUUAGCAACAUAUUUUGUCUCAUCAAGAAAAAUAGCUCAGAAAAAUCUGUUCUGGAAGAAAUAGAUGUAAUUGUGACCAGCUUGCUGGAUAUCCUUCUAAGAACCAUAUUAGAAAUCACCAGUCGCCCUCAGCCAUCCGGCUCUGCAAUGAGGCUUCAAUUUCAAGAUGUGACGGGAGAGUUUGUUGCCUGCCUCCUGUCCCUGUUACGACAGAUGACAGAUAGACAUUAUCAACAGCUUCUUGAUGGCUUCAGCACAAAGGAAGAACUAAGGGAUUUUCUGCUGCAGAUUUUUACUGUGUUUCGAAUACUGAUACGGCCUGAGAUGUUUCCAAAAGACUGGACUGUCAUGCGCUUGGUUGCUAACAAUGUCAUCAUUACAACAGUUUUGUACCUCUCAGAUGCCCUUCGUAAGAAUUUCUUAAAUGAAAAUUUUGAUUACAAGAUCUGGGAUUCCUACUUUUACCUCGCUGUCAUUUUCAUAAACCAGUUGUGUCUGCAGUUGGAGAUGUUCACACCUUCCAAAAAGAAAAAAGUUCUGGAAAAAUAUGGUGAUAUGCGGGUAACAAUGGGUUGUGAAAUCUUCAGCAUGUGGCAAAAUUUAGGAGAGCACAAGCUUCAUUUCAUUCCUGCACUGAUUGGCCCUUUCUUAGAAGUAACCUUGAUACCUCAGCCAGACCUACGGAAUGUAAUGAUUCCUAUUUUCCAUGAUAUGAUGGACUGGGAGCAAAGGCGUAGUGGCAACUUUAAACAGGUGGAGGCCAAAUUGAUUGACAAAUUGGAUAGCUUGAUGUCAGAAGGCAAAGGUGAUGAAACUUACCGUGAGCUCUUCAACAGCAUAAUUCCACUAUUUGGUCCAUAUCCUAGUCUACUGAAGAAAAUUGAACGGGAAACAUGGAGGGAGAGUGGCGUAUCAUUGAUCGCCACUGUAACCCGUCUAAUGGAGAGGUUAUUAGACUACAGGGACUGCAUGAAAAUGGGAGAAGUGGAUGGCAAAAAGAUUGGCUGUACAGUUAGUCUAUUGAACUUUUACAAAACUGAGUUGAACAAAGAAGAGAUGUAUAUACGCUACAUUCAUAAACUCUACGAUCUGCAUCUGAAAGCACAAAAUUUCACAGAGGCUGCUUAUACUCUCCUCUUAUAUGAUGAGUUACUGGAAUGGUCUGAUCGGCCCCUCAGGGAAUUUUUAACCUACCCCAUGCAAACAGAGUGGCAACGCAAAGAAUACCUUCACCUCACCAUCAUUCAGAACUUUGACAGAGGCAAAUGUUGGGAGAAUGGCAUUAUCCUGUGCCGGAAGAUUGCGGAGCAGUAUGAAAGCUAUUACGACUACAGAAACCUGAGCAAGAUGCGGAUGAUGGAAGCCUCUUUAUAUGACAAGAUCAUGGACCAACAACGUCUUGAACCAGAGUUUUUUAGAGUUGGAUUUUAUGGGAAAAAAUUUCCAUUUUUCUUAAGAAACAAAGAAUUUGUUUGCCGAGGGCAUGACUAUGAAAGGCUGGAAGCUUUCCAGCAACGGAUGCUGAAUGAGUUCCCACAUGCCAUUGCUAUGCAACAUGCCAAUCAGCCUGAUGAGACCAUCUUUCAGGCAGAAGCACAGUAUCUGCAGAUAUAUGCUGUGACUCCUAUCCCUGAAAGCCAGGAGGUCCUCCAGAGAGAAGGCAUACCAGACAACAUCAAAAGCUUUUAUAAAGUGAAUCAUAUUUGGAGAUUUCGCUAUGAUAGGCCAUUCCACAAAGGGACUAAAGAUAAGGAGAAUGAAUUCAAGAGUCUCUGGGUGGAGAGAACUUCAUUGAUUUUGGUACAGAGUUUACCUGGAAUUUCCCGCUGGUUUGAGGUGGAAAAGCGUGAAGUGGUGGAAAUGAGUCCUCUGGAAAAUGCAAUUGAAGUGUUGGAAAAUAAGAACCAGCAGCUGAAGACGCUGAUUAGCCAGUGUCAAACUCGGCAGAUGCAAAAUAUUAAUCCGCUCACAAUGUGUUUGAAUGGUGUCAUAGAUGCAGCAGUUAAUGGUGGAGUUUCCAGGUACCAAGAGGCAUUCUUUGUGAAAGAAUACAUUUUAAAUCACCCAGAAGAUGGAGAGAAAAUCACACGCUUGAGAGAACUGAUGCUUGAGCAGGCCCAGAUUCUAGAAUUUGGUUUAGCUGUGCAUGAGAAGUUUGUACCUCAAGAUAUGAGGCCUCUGCAUAAAAAGCUAGUGGAUCAGUUCUUCGUGAUGAAGUCAAGCUUGGGUAUACAGGAGUUCUCUGCAUGUAUUCAAGCCAGUCCUGUCCAUUUCCCUAAUGGAAGUCCUCGGGUCUGUAGAAACUCAGCACCUGCUUCUAUGAGUCCAGAUGGUACAAGAGUAAUUCCUAGGCGUAGCCCAUUAAGUUACCCAGCUGUCAACCGAUAUUCUUCCUCUUCAUUGUCCUCACAAGCCUCUGCCGAAGUAAGCAAUAUCACAGGGCAAUCAGAAAGCUCUGAUGAAGUCUUUAACAUGCAGCCAAGUCCAUCUACCUCAAGCUUGAGUUCUACUCAUUCUGCUUCACCUAACGUGACCAGCUCAGCCCCAUCCAGUACCAGAGCCUCCCCUCUCCUGUCUGACAAACACAAACAUUCCAGAGAAAACUCUUGCUUGUCUCCUAGAGAGAGACCAUGCAGUGCCAUCUAUCCUACUCCCACGGAGCCUUCACAGAGGAUGCUGUUUAAUCAUAUUGGAGAUGGUCCUUUGCCGCGAAGUGACCCUAAUCUUUCAGCACCUGAUAAAGCUGUGAAUCCCACCCCUAGCAGCUGGAGCCUGGACAGUGGGAAAGAAGCCAAGAACAUGUUGGAUAGUGGGAAACUUUUAUCUCCCCCUGUCCCUCCAAGACCCACACAGACUGCUUCACCAGCAAGACAUGGGACAUCUGUCUCCCCCUCUCCUGCUGGGCGAUCUCCGAUGAAGGGUUCCAUGCAAUCAUUUACCCCGUCUCCAGUGGAGUAUCAUUCUUCAGGAUUGAUAUCCAACUCGCCGGUCUUGUCAGGAAGUUAUAGCAGUGGGAUCUCGUCUUUGAGCCGGUGUAGCACGUCUGAAACUUCAGGCUUUGAAAAUCCAGUGAAUGAACAGACAGUUGGCAUGUCUACCUACAGUGUGCCCGAAGAGCCAGUGAGGAAGGAAAGUAAAACACCGCCUCCUUACAGCGUUUAUGAACGAACUUUGAGGCGCCCUGCUCCGCUACCUCACAGCCUUUCCAUCCCUGUUACUUCGGAGCCCCCGGCCUUGCCACCCAAACCUCUGUUGGCCCGAUCAACCAACCUAGAGAAUGGCAGCAGGAGGACCGAACAAGUCCCUCGGCCCAGACCCCUCCCUCGGAAGGUCUCUCAAUUAUAAGUCACUUUUCUAUUCCCUCGAAAUGAAUUCUUUACCAUUUACGAAGUAAUAAAAGUAUGGUGAGAAGAAAUUUAGUGUAGGCACUUUAAUAUUUUACCCAGAUUUUUUCUUUAAAUAAAAUGAAAUAAAACUUGCUUAUUAAUAUUAUGUUGCACAAUAUUAAAUAAAAUUACUGAUCUAGAAGGCCAGAUAUUACAGGAAGUGUGGAUGAGAGAAUUGCAUUAAAACAUUCUAAUUUGAAAGUGGUAAAUAGUGAUAUAGACUUUUUUGUAUCUUUUUAUGUUUACUUUUUUACAUAGUCUAAUCUAAAAUCAACACAAUGCUGUCAUUUGUGUUAAAAGUUGUAUACUUUUUACUGAAUACUUGAUACUACAAGAAAGCUUAUUUAAAUCAGUGCACAUUCUAACACAAUUGUCCUUAUUCUAGAAGACUUCCAUAAAGAGGGUUGAGGUUUCUGGCUUUUUCACAAGCAGAAUGAAAAUUGUACAUCAUUGGAAAUCAGGUUGAAGGCCAGUUACUUAAAGUUUAUAUUGAAGGGGUUGCAGGCAUCAGGUUUGAGGAGUACCUUUGUUCUGGAGACAGAACACUCCUUUCAGACUGCUUUUGAAGUUUGACAGCUGUCUACAUAUGUAAAACUAUACUUUGAGGAUUCAUUGAUAUCAAUUCUUCAGUGUUCUCGUCUCCACUGUAUCUCUUUCUUUUUAAGGUGCAAUUCACUUUCAGUAUUCCAACAGCUACCCUAAUCAAAAGACCCUGUAGAAAUGUUUACUUGGAUUUUGUACCUGCUGACUUUCAGAAGGUUCUUACAUAAAAUUGGUCGUUGCAGAGGAACAAAUGUUCCCGUAUUAAAUAGGCACAAAUGAAUGUGUCCCAUUAACAAGGAUACAGGAAUCAAUGCUGGACAGUAUUAAAUCAAUAUGUGUAAGUCAAGGGGUAAAAAAAAAAAAACAAACCCUUCAAGAAUAUAGAUUAGUACAACUACAUGGCAUCAGAACUUGUAAAAGGCAGAGGCAUCAUUGACUCAGUUCUUCACACAGCAAGGAAAUUCCUUCCAGGCUCUACUUUCUUAACAGUGGACUUUCUCUCGUGUAACUGAUGAUCCCUUUUGUCCUCUGGUUGGAGAGGAUACCUGUAGUCCAAUCUAGCUUGAAUUUCCCAACAUAGCAUCUGUAGAUCUAGCUAGUAAUGCUAAUGCCCCAGUUGUAGGAGUGUGGAAAAGCACCUUGUAUGUAGUAUGUAUUUUGUAUCUUUGUUUUUUCUUUAACUGACUGUUUAUAACACUCACUUGAUAAUAGACGUAUGAACUGUAUUUAAAAAUCAUACUGUUAAAAUAUUUUCCCUCUUUUGUUGGGAAGCUCAUGUUGGUUUAACUGUGUUUGCUUUUGUCGAUAGCUUAAACUGGAAGGUGGUGACCACUUUUUUAUAUUCUCUCAAUGAAACCAUCCAGCAGGUAUACGCUGUUGAGGCUGGUUAUAGAGGUUUUCUAUAAUAAAUGUUCAAGUAUUUUUGUACAUAACUGGUUAAUUUUAAUAAGAGAUACCAUUAUGUGUAAAAAAAAAAAAAGAAAAGCAAACAGUUGUGUAUGCAGUAUGAUUGUUAUAAUUAUGCCAAAUACUUUAUGUAUGAAAAAGAAUAUUUGUACAUAUGUGCUUUUAACAAUAAUUCUGCCAUAUUGACUUUACAAUUUUGAAUGUCAGAAAAAAUUAAUAUAUGUUAAAAUAUUUAUGUUUAGUGAAAGUAUUCAUAAUUGAGAAAAGAAACAUAUGAAUUUGAGCUUUGUAUCUUGCAAGUUUUUGCAGUCUGAAAUUUCUUGAACUUGCCUUUGAUUAUAACAUUUUGUGUUUAUAAUCACAUCCUAAAUGAAGUGGGAGGUGCCCUGUUUCUGUUGGUAUAAAGAGGUAAAGCCACCCAUUUAAACAAGGUGUCCCUAGUAAGAUAACAAAGCCUCUCUGAUUUCUUUUCCCUGUGUAGUUUAAUAGAUUUGUUGACUAGUGCUUGAGCACAGUAUGAAUCAGUGUUAUUUGCUCUUGAAGCCAUUUUUUUUUUAUUUCUGGCAGUGAACAGAGUUGUUGAAUUUAUCAUGUGCGUGUAUUACUGAAGUCAGCUUUUGCAGCAGAUCAUUUCAUGAGAUUCUGUUUACCCAGAUGUUCAUGUUGGUUGCUGCAGAAUGGUAAAUAUGAAAUAAAAUUACUUGAUUAAUCUUAA
Trichosurus vulpecula (common brushtail) is the source of this 8436-nucleotide messenger RNA. It is a transcript of the gene DOCK4, whose product is annotated as dedicator of cytokinesis 4. The coding region runs from base 325 to 6231 and encodes 1968 amino acids. Gene Ontology annotation, molecular function: guanyl-nucleotide exchange factor activity; small GTPase binding; GTPase activator activity. The transcript is spliced from 53 exons. Lineage: Eukaryota; Metazoa; Chordata; Mammalia; Diprotodontia; Phalangeridae. Gene Ontology annotation, cellular component: cytoplasm; plasma membrane. The record is from RefSeq and is a predicted model, not a curated record. Gene Ontology annotation, biological process: small GTPase-mediated signal transduction; cell chemotaxis.